AUGAAGAAUCGUUUAGAAGAAAUGUUAAAAAGUAUUGAAACAUCACAAAUUAAAAAAUUUCUAAAAAAAACAUUCAUGAAAUAUAAUAAUAGUCAUAAUAAUAAUAAUAAUAAUAAUCAUAAUCAUUAUAAUGAAGAUCCUCUGAGUAAUUUGGAAAAUAUCAAUAGGUCAAAUUUACUACAUGCUUAUUAUCGAUAUAUAUGGAAUAGUAAUUUUUCAUCUCCGAUAGAAAGAAAUUUACACAGUGGAGCAAACGUAAUUGAUCUUGGAUGCGGUUCUGGAAUUUGGCUCACAGAACUUUCUUCAGAAUAUUCAAACAGCAAUUUUAUCGGAAUUGAUAAUAAUGAAAUCUUUCCGAUUGAAAAAGUUUCAAAAAAUUUGAAAUUUGUUAAACAUAAUAUUCUUAAUGGUAUUCCUUUUGAAGAUAAUACCUUUGAUUUUAUUCACGUAAGAUUUAUGAUCAAAUGUUUUAGUGAAACUGAAUGGAAGACGCUCAUUCUUCCAGAAAUAUUUAGAAUUUGUAAGCCCGGUGGUUGGAUAGAAAUCAUGGAUUCGGAUACAAAUCUUUAUAAUGCUGGUCCUAAAACGGAAGGUUACAAUCGAAAGAUCAAUAGCAUGUUCGGUCUCAGCAAAUUUGAUAUGGAUCAAUUACAAGAUAUAAUGAAUAUUUAUCAAGAUCUUGGAAUUACUAUUAUGAAAGAAAAAAUAAAUGCUUGGUAUCCAUUUAAAUCUCAAAAUUCUGAUAAACCUUUCGAAAUGACGUCGGAAAUUUUAAAAUCAUUAUAUCCAUUAAUGUCAAAGGUAUUAAAUUUAAAUCAAGAAAAUUACGCAAAAUUAUCAAAACAAAUUCUUGAAGAAAUUACCAAAAAUAAAACUUAUGGUAAAACAUAUAGGAUCAUAACUCAAAAGCAUUUGUAAAUAAUUUAUAUCUGUACGUAGUAAUUUAUUAUUUAAUAACAAAUAUACAAUAUUCAUUUU
Molecule: messenger RNA, 978 nt
Organism: Rhizophagus irregularis DAOM 181602=DAOM 197198
Lineage: Eukaryota; Fungi; Glomeromycota; Glomeromycetes; Glomerales; Glomeraceae
Molecular function (GO): methyltransferase activity
Source: RefSeq, a predicted model, not a curated record